Messenger RNA from Vombatus ursinus (common wombat), 5818 nucleotides. It is a transcript of the gene RUBCN, whose product is annotated as rubicon autophagy regulator. Bases 509 to 3304 code for a protein of 931 amino acids. The record is from RefSeq and is a predicted model, not a curated record. The transcript is spliced from 21 exons. Gene Ontology annotation, biological process: negative regulation of endocytosis; negative regulation of autophagosome maturation. Gene Ontology annotation, cellular component: early endosome; late endosome. NCBI's taxonomy places the organism in Eukaryota, Metazoa, Chordata, Mammalia, Diprotodontia, Vombatidae. Gene Ontology annotation, molecular function: phosphatidylinositol phosphate binding.
UGCUUCCGUCUCCUUUUAGUACCUCCAGCUGCAGCAAGACCUCCGUAGACUAUGGCACCUGCAGCCAGACGCCUGCACCUCUGCACUGCAUUGCAGCCGCUUCCAGGUGCAAAGCUGGACCGCGGUGGGGUCCGGGUUUAAGCUAGCCCCGAGUCAAAGCCCUCCAACUGAGAGAAAGACUUGUGGCCAGUACACCUCUCCAUACCCCUCUCUCCUUGCAGGAUUGUUUCCUCUGCAAUAAUUCAACGUCUCUAAGUCUGUGUGGAAACCUAUGUUGUAGUGACAGGUCAUGCAUCACCUUCGUAUUUCUGGCAUCCUUCUUCUGGCCAUUUCAUAGCAUGUCGCAUAGCCCUACUGACUAUUAUAAAGACCUCAUCCUCUCUUGGGAGAAAGGAGGGAACACUGGAAGUUACUGAGUAAUUUGAAGACUACUGUGGAGGGUUUGGUGUCAGCCAACAAUCCCAAUGUCUGGUCCAAAUAUGGAGGCUUGGAGCGACUUUGCCGAGACAUGAAGGGCAUCCUUUAUCAUGGGCUCAUCCAUGACCAGGUCUGCUGCCAACAGAAUGAUUACUGGCAAUUUGUAAAGGACAUUCGGUGGCUCAGCCCUCAUUCGGCCCUUCACGUAGAGAAGUUCAUCAGCUUGUAUGAGAAUGGCCAGCGGAGCCCAGACGGCGUGAGGGACCAGGCCAUCGCAGAGCUGUGGCUGCAGCACAGCCUACAGUUCCACUGCCUAUCUGCUCAGCUGCGGCCCUUGUUGGGAGACAGACAGUACAUCAGGAAAUUCUACACAGAUGCUGCUUUCCUGCUAAGCAGCGCUCACGUCACAGCCAUGCUGCAGUGCCUGGAGGCAGUGGAGCAGAACAACCCCCGGCUCCUGGCUCAGAUUGACGCUUCCAUGUUUGCCAGGAAGCAUGAGACCCCGCUGCUAAUGACCAAAAGCCAGAGUCUGACGGCACUGCCUGGCUCCUCCAACACCCCUCCUGCCAAGAAUACCCAGCAUUGUUAUUUUGGCUCCUUCUCUGGCCCCUACCAAUCUACCCCCAUCCCCAUCACAGACAAAAGACCCAUUUCCUUCUCGCUCUCUGGCCCUCCACGGAAACCUCAAGAAAGCAAAGAGCCUAUUGCACUGACAGGGGACCAGUCCUUCCAGGGCUCCUUACCUUCUGUAGUCUCAGCAUUGGCCAGGGAUUCACCACCCUCCCCAAACGACAUGAGCUCUAGCGCCCUGACCAGCCCCAGUGAAGAGCCUUGGACCAGCAGCCAGGACGACCCCCAAAAUGAUGCCAAUGAUGGGCCUGAGUAUUUAGCCAUUGGCAACCUGGGUAGUCGAGCCCGAGCCGCCAGCUGUCAGAGUAACAGCAGCAACUCCAAGAGUAGCAGUUCUAACUUAUUCUCUUCCAGCAGCUCCCAGAAAGCCAACUCUCCUGCUUCCUCUGUAGGGGAGCAAGAGGAAGUUGGUCAGAGCCAAGUGCCUGGGGUCCUUCGUAGGUCCAGUUUUUCAGAGGGCCAGACACUGGCCAUUUCUGGUGGAGCCAAGAAGAGUCACACCCGUUCACAUUCUGACACCAACAUAGCUUCUAGGAAAGUCCAAGAAUCCAGAAAUGAUAGUUCAAAGUUGAAAGCACCUGUCUCCUCCUCUGGCCGAAACAGUGAAGUCAGCAUUUCCAGCUCUCUGGACGUGGAGUAUGAUGGUAAUCAGUACCUAUGCUCAGGGGAAGGCAUGUUCCGAAGGCCUUCAGAAGGACAGUCCCUCAUCAGUUACUUGUCUGAACAGGAUUUUGGUAGCUGUGCGGACCUGGAGAAGGAGAAUGCCCACUUUAGCAUCUCAGAGUCCCUGAUUGCUGCCAUUGAACUAAUGAAGUGCAAUAUGAUGAACCAGCACCUGGAUGAGGAAGAAGAUGACAGUGAUAAGGAGAUUCAGGAGCUGAAACAGAAAAUCCGUCUUCGGCGGCAGCAGAUCCGCACCAAAAACCUCCUCCCUGCCUACCCAGAGACAGAGCGUGAAAGCUUUCUGGUCACUUCCAGUGGGUCCCAGUUCAGCUCACGUGAUUCAGCACGACUUUCUGACUCUGGCUCCACUGAUGAGGUUGAUGAAUUUGAGAUCCAUGAUGGUAGUGAUGGGUCUAACCUGAUUCACUCGUCAAAGAACGGACUGUCAGUGUCCAUGGCUUCAUUGUUUUCAGAUGCUGACAUCAGGAGGAGCACAAGCUCCAGCAACAGAUCCCACCUUUCUUCAGAGUCCUUCUCCCACUGUUUCCUGCAUUCCACAUCGGCCGAAGCCGUGGCCAUGGGACUCCUGAAGCAGUUUGAAGGGAUGCAGCUCCCAGCUGCCUCAGAGCUUGAGUGGCUGGUUCCUGAGCAUGAUGCUCCACAGAAGCUCCUGCCCAUCCCUGAUUCAUUGCCCAUCUCACCAGAUGAUGGGCAGCAUGCUGACAUCUACAAGCUACGCAUCCGAGUUCGAGGGAACCUGGAGUGGGCCCCACCCCGUCCCCAGAUCAUCUUUAAUGUCCAUCCUGCCCCUACGAGAAAAAUUGCUGUGGCCAAGCAGAAUUACCGCUGUGCAGGGUGUGGUACCAGAACAGACCCUGACUAUAUCAAGCGGCUUCAUUACUGUGAAUAUCUGGGCAAGUACUUCUGCCAGUGCUGUCAUGGGAAUGCCCAGGCGGUCAUCCCUAGUCGUAUCCUGCGCAAAUGGGACUUCAGCAAGUACUAUGUCAGCAACUUCUCUAAAGACCUGCUUACCAAGAUUUGGAACGAUCCGCUCUUCAACGUGCAGGACAUCAACAGUGCCCUCUAUAGGAAGGUCAAGCUGCUUAAUCAAGUCCGACUGUUGCGGAUCCAGCUGUACCACAUGAAGAACAUGUUCAAGACUUGCCGGCUGGCAAAAGACCUUCUGGAUGCCUUUGACAUGGUGCCGGGCCACUUGACAGAAGAUCUCCACCUAUACUCCCUCAAUGACUUGACCACCACCAAGAAGGGGGAGCUGGCACCUCAGCUCUCAGAGCUUGCCAGGGCAGGCACCACACACGUGCAGCACUGCAUGCUCUGCCAAGCCAAGGGCUUUAUCUGUGAGUUCUGUCAGGACGAGGAUGAUAUCAUUUUUCCAUUUGAACUUCAUAAGUGCCGGACCUGUGAAGAGUGUAGAGCUUGUUACCACAAAGCCUGCUUCAAGUCUGGAAGCUGCCCGAAGUGCACACGGCUGCAGGCCCGAAGAGAAUUGCUGGCCAAGCAGAGCCUGGAGUCCUGCGUGUCUGAUUACGAGGAGGAGGGGACGGCUGAGGCCGUGGCUCUGGAGGCCACCUGAAGAAUGGCGUGUGUCACGACACUCAAAACUGAGCCGUCCUAUGGACUCCCCCCUCCCCAACCCACCCUGAGGGUUUUUUACUUUAUUUUUUAUAACUAAUUUGAGCCCCUCAUCUAGGCAUCUUACCUGGUAUGUGCCAGGUUACUGGGCUCCCUGUUUUCCAGUCUGCUAUGGAAGAGGAUUGGUGGGGAACCAAAAAUUUCCUCCAAGACUGGCAAGGACUUCUAGACGUCACUUCCUUUGCCCCCUUCUGGUCCUUCAGCGCCAGCCUGCCCUUCCUGGCUACUGCCUCAUAUCCUCAGUACAUAUCCCACUCUUUUCCUGUUGGUACUAGAGCUUCCGAACCAAGGUUUUCCCAAGUCCCUAGCAGAACCUACUUGCUUCUCCUUUCCUACUAAAACAGGAAAUGUUAUUUUUUUCUUCCUCUCUCUCCUCAACCCUGGAAUUGGGUUAGACUAAACCCUGAGGAGAAGCAGUAUAAAGUAGAAAUAGCAUCCUGGGCACGCUGCACCUACUGUGACUUCCCAGGCAAACGAAAUGUCCACAGAGCCUAUUCUGGUGGGGUUGGCACAAGGGACAGGAACAGAAUAGCCCUCUGAUAGCAGCUCCUGUAGCUGUCCAAGCAAAACACGUGUGGCCGAGGCAGCGGCUCAUUGCUUUAAAGGGGAUUCUUCAUGUAGUUGGGAUUGAGGUGUGUCUCUCCUGUGUGUGUUCUGUCAGCCCUUGUUGCAUGUUAGUAUUCUAACCCUUAGCCAUUUCAGCAUCGUGGGGGGAGAAUCUUUGGCAGUCAGGCACGUUCCCUCAUAUCACCAUAAACUGAGUGCAGAAAUCCUGCUGCCUUGCUUAAGGGUUGUCCCGCUGCUGGGCCUCCGGUCAUUGGUGACUGUAGGUAAAGCCCAGCUCUCCUUCCUCUUUGCGUCCAGCAGUGAACCCAGUGCCAUCCUUGGUGCCCGGUCUUUGUUGUCAUUCCUUUUGUGGUAGGUACUGCCCCCUAGGGAAGACAGAGCCAAUCUGUCGCUGUAAGUGGCUGGGUGCCUGUGGGAAAGUGACUUAUGUUCCUCCUUUUACUAGACACAAGUCAACUAUUGCCAAUUAUGCACUUAAAAACCCUUAAUCUAUCCUGGUGACACUUAGGUAUUCAGUUGUCCUUUUCGUUUUAAAUUAUUUUUUCAUUUUAUGUACUUUGGGGAAAAGUUUUCAGUUUGGAAAUGUAUGCAUAUGUGAAGGUCUUUUGGUCAUUUCUUAUUGUUGUCUGUGUCCUUGUCUACCACAAGUAAAAGCAAUAGCCCCAGACUUUGAGGAUUGCUGCUUUCUGGACUGCCGUUGGGCCCUUUUGUCUGCAUGUUCCUGUCUUCCUGCUGUUGCGUGUGUCUAACGUGGGCAGUCUUGCCCGUGUUCGGUCUCAGGGAGGGGAACUGAAGGUUGUGUGUGUUCAGUGGCAGCCAAUGGAGGGAAUGAGGCGUGAGCACCAUGGAAGUGAGUCUCAGUGGAAGAAAAGGUGUGAUCAGAGCACGACCAUAGGGUGGGUAAGUAGUACAACUCCUGUGGAGGAUCCUCAGUAUGGCUCAGUGUGACCCCAGUGCUAGCCUCCGGUCAUUGCUGCUUGAGCCUCCACAGAACCCAAUUGGCCUAUCCCACCCUUAAUCUCUCCACCUUUAGGCUUGGAAGCCCUUUUGCCACCUCCCAGAACCUGGAGAGGGGCCUUGAAAAACUGUGGUGAUCUCUGCCUUCAGCUUUGACAUAGGCUACCAGGCCAACCUUCCUUCAUCUAGUCCCUCAAGGAGGGAAAAAUGUGCCGUCUAGCUGCCCUGCCCAUUUGCCAUUAGCUCCUCAGCCCGGCUGAGGAAUCUUGCAGUUUUCUGAUUCUUUCAUUUCCUUCACCUCAUUCCAAGUUGUUAAUCUGGUUCAGUAACUGUAAAAACCCUAUCACCGUCCAAAGGGCCUCUGGUUUUGAGUUUUGUUUUUUAGGGGAUGGCGGGAUGAGGAGCAGGGAGGGCAAAAAAAAGGGAGGAGAAGGACAUUGUAUGUGUGUAUGAGGGGGGGAAUGGGAUAUGAGAAUGUUUUAAAAGCACUUUUCCAACUUUUCAGUAUCUGAAAACCCAGUGUUCUGUAUGAGGAGGGAUUUCUCUGUGCACUGAUUUAAUUUGGGGGUGGGGUAAAGGAGCCACUGAACAAAGUUUCUUCUCCUAUAUGGAGUGGGUGGAACUAAGUAUUUAUUUUCUGUAAGUGAAGGAAAAGGCAGCUGCUUAUGAAAGUGGGGACAAGAUUCAAGAUAUGGCAGAGGGGUGGAAAGUAAAUAUUCUACACCAAUGAGGCUGUUCUUCACUUUCUCCACCAAGAUAUUAGAGUCUGUUGUAAUAAAUAAUGUGAUUAAUGUGUUGAGUAUAAAUAGAGAUGGUCCAUCUGUAUGUCAUAAAGUACAUUGUAUUCUGAGCUGGAUUUUUGCUUGCUGUAUUGUACUUCUUACACAGUCUAACAGUCCAAUGUCACCUUUAAUAAACUAUGGAAAUGAAA